GGACGCGGCCGAGCGGGGCGGCGGCGGCUCCGGUGAGCGCAGCGCGGGCGCGGCGGGGACGCGGCCGGGGGUCUGCAGGGAACGGGCUGUGGAGGCGCCGCGGAGCCCCGCAUCCUCCCCAGCCGUGGGAAGGGAGGGCGGGCGCUGGAGGACCCCGUCCUAACGCCCUUCUCCUGCCAUCGCCGCCUGGACGGCCUUCUGGGCAGCCCACUGCCCCUUCUCCCCAGAACAGCCUCGGGCAGAUUAUCACUCACUUAAGGACAGAGAAACCACCGGACUCAAGGGGGCCGCAGCCCUGACCAGGGACCGGACUUGUCUUGGCCGAGGGCUGCUCCGCUGGUCCGUCCCAUCAGCCUGGAUUGGUGAACCUGACUCCCAAGAGCCUCUCCAGAGGAGAAACCUGAGGCUUGGAGAGGGAAGUAGCUUGCCCUGGAUACCAGCCGGCGGGAGCCAGCUCGGAUUGGAAGCAGGCCUCCCCACAUGGACUCUUUGCUCGCUUCGUCAGCGACUGAUGCCUCGGGUGGUGGCUGCCAGUGUUCUCUGGGGAGGCUGCGGAGUGUAGAUGCUACACCUGCUGCGCCCACUGCGCGGCUUGCUUUCCCGUUUCAUGCACAGAGGCGUCCUUUUAGUGUGUUCUUCUCGCCACAUCUUUCUUACAGUGGCAUUUAAAGAAGUUCCUGUAUCGGCAUAAAUACCGUAAUACCCUCGGAAGCCACACGCCUGGAAAAUUGCAGCCCUGUAGCUAGUUCUCUUCUAGAGCCCAGUGGUUUUUCGAGUUGAUCUCUCCCCAGCCGAGGCGUCUGAGGCACGAGCCAGGGAAAUGCCUGGCAAAGCGCUCAGCACCCACAUCGGAUGGUGCCUCCCUCACCAAGUGCUGAGUGAAUGAGGGGGGCAGGGAGGGCCUCCCCAGGAUGGUUACUGUCUAGAGCAGUAGAGGUUUUGCUGUUGACUUAAAUAAUAACUACAUCUGGCCUUUUCUUUUCUUUUUUUUUAGGGUGACAUUGCAGCUAUGUAACAAGUUUGUAUUUCUCUGUGUUUGCUGGCAUGGGAAAUCUGCUCAAAGUCCUUACCAGGGAAAUUGAAAACUAUCCACAUUUUUUUCUGGAUUUUGAAAAUGCCCAGCCCACGGAAGGCGAACGGGAGAUAUGGAACCAGAUCAGCGCCGUCCUCCAGGAUUCCGAGAGCAUCCUCGCUGACCUGCAGGCGUACAAGGGCGCGGGCCCGGAGAUCCGAGACGCCAUUCAAAAUCCCAAUGACAUCCAGCUUCAAGAAAAAGCGUGGAAUGCAGUGUGUCCUCUGGUCGUGAGGCUAAAGAGAUUUUAUGAGUUUUCCAUAAGGCUAGAAAAAGCUCUUCAGAGUUUAUUAGAAUCUCUGACCUGUCCACCCUACACGCCAACCCAGCACCUGGAGCGAGAGCAGGCACUGGCAAAGGAAUUUGCGGAAAUACUGCAUUUUACCCUUCGAUUCGAUGAGCUGAAGAUGAGGAACCCGGCUAUUCAGAAUGACUUCAGCUACUACAGGAGGACAAUAAGCCGCAACCGCAUCAACAACAUGCACCUAGACAUUGAGAACGAAGUCAAUAACGAGAUGGCCAACCGAAUGUCCCUCUUCUAUGCGGAAGCCACGCCCAUGCUGAAAACCCUUAGCAAUGCCACCAUGCACUUUGUCUCCGAAAACAAAACCCUGCCGAUAGAGAACACCACAGACUGCCUCAGUACCAUGACGAGCGUCUGUAAAGUCAUGCUGGAAACACCGGAGUACAGGAGCAGGUUUACGAGCGAAGAAACGCUGAUGUUCUGCAUGAGGGUGAUGGUGGGGGUCAUCAUCCUCUACGACCACGUCCACCCCGUGGGAGCUUUCUGCAAGACGUCCAAGAUCGAUAUGAAAGGCUGCAUAAAGGUUUUGAAGGAACAGGCCCCGGACAGUGUGGAGGGGCUGCUGAAUGCCCUCAGGUUCACUACAAAGCACUUGAACGAUGAGUCGACUUCCAAACAGAUUCGAGCAAUGCUUCAGUAAAGCUCUGCUCCAAGAAGAGGAUCUAUGUACUGACCUCAGAAGAUGUAUAUGUUUACAUAAUUUAAUACAGAUUGAUGUUAAUACUUGUGUAUUUACAUAACCGUUUCCUUCUUGUCACUGCAAUAUAUGGACCUUAAUUUGUAUCCUGA
Myotis myotis is the source of this 2165-nucleotide messenger RNA. RefSeq names its product CYFIP related Rac1 interactor A (gene CYRIA). NCBI's taxonomy places the organism in Eukaryota, Metazoa, Chordata, Mammalia, Chiroptera, Vespertilionidae. The transcript is spliced from 13 exons. Bases 1045 to 2016 code for a protein of 323 amino acids. Gene Ontology annotation, molecular function: small GTPase binding. Gene Ontology annotation, biological process: regulation of actin filament polymerization. The record is from RefSeq and is a predicted model, not a curated record.